CGCUAUUUAAAGGGGAAGCAACAUGGCACACGCUUUAGUCAAACAGGAAUCUGUCGAGUGGGAGAUGCAGAAGUCAGCAGACCAAAGCAAGACCUUUGUUUACACGAAGAAGAGGGGGUAUGAUGUUACACGCAACCCCCACUUAAAUAAGGGGAUGGCCUUCUCCCUGGAGGAGCGCUUGCAGCUUGGCAUUCAUGGCUUAUUGCCUCCUUGCUUCCUCAGCCAGGAUGUGCAGGUAUUGCGGGUCCUCAGAAACUACGAGUUAAAAAGGGAUGACUUGGACAGAUAUGUCUUUCUGAUGGGCCUUCAGGACCGUAAUGAGAAGCUGUUUUACCGAGUCUUGACCUCAGACAUAGAGAGGUUCAUGCCCAUUGUGUACACACCUACAGUCGGCCUAGCGUGCCAGCAGUAUGGCCUUACCUUCAGGAGACCUAGGGGCCUAUUUAUUACAAUUCACGACCGCUCCCACAUCUCCACACUACUUCAGAGCUGGCCAGAGAAGGACAUUCGUGCCGUAGUGGUGACAGAUGGGGAGAGGAUUCUGGGCCUGGGGGAUCUGGGCUGCUAUGGCAUGGGCAUCCCUGUGGGUAAACUGGCCCUCUACACCGCCUGUGCUGGAAUGCCGCCUCAGCAGUGCCUUCCUGUUAUGCUGGACGUAGGGACAGACAAUGAGGAACUUCUAAAGGACCCUCUGUACAUUGGUCUGAGACAUAAAAGAAUACGUGGACAGGCCUAUGAUGAGCUUCUGGAUGAAUUCAUGAAGGCUAUCACAGACAGGUAUGGGGUGAACUGCCUUAUCCAGUUUGAGGAUUUUGCCAACAUCAACGCUUUUCGUCUGUUGAGCAAGUACCGCAACAAGUACCUCACAUUCAAUGACGACAUUCAAGGUACUGCUGCUGUGGCUGUGGCAGGACUGCUGGCUGCCCUUCGCAUUACCAAGAGCAAAAUGAGCAACCAUAUCGUUGUAUUUCAGGGUGCAGGGGAGGCUGCAAUGGGCAUAGCUGAGCUCAUCAUUAUGGCGAUGGAGAAGGAAGGACUUCCUCGUGAGCAGUGUAUAAAGAAAAUCUGGAUGGUGGACUCAAAAGGACUUAUUGUUAAGGGUCGGGAUCACCUCACCCAUGAGAAAGAGAGGUUUGCACAUGAGCACGCUCAAAUGAAGAAGCUUGAAGAUGUUGUGAAGGAGCUUAAACCCACUGCUAUAAUCGGGGUGGCAGCUAUCGCUGGCGCUUUCACAGAGGAGAUAAUCAAGACUAUGGCAUCCUUCAAUAAGAGGCCUAUUAUCUUCGCUCUAAGCAACCCCACCAGCAAGGCAGAGUGUACUGCUGAACAGUGCUACACACUCACUGAGGGACGGGGGAUAUUUGCAAGCGGGAGUCCUUUUGAUCCAGUAACCCUUCCAGAUGGGCGAAAGUUCUACCCUGGUCAGGGCAACAACGCUUACGUGUUCCCCGGAGUGGGGCUGGGGGUCACCGCUUGUGCAGUGAGACACAUCCCUGAGGAUAUUUUCCUCGUUACGGCCGAGGUGAUAGCAGAACUAGUGACCGAGAAGGAUCUUGCAGAGGGACGUCUGUAUCCUCCUCUCAGCAGCAUCCGGGAAGUGUCCAUCAAGUUGGCUGUGAAGAUUGUGGAGUAUGCCUACAAAAUCAAAAUGGCAACGCUGUACCCGGAGCCCCACGAUAAAGAGGCUCUUGUUCGUUCGCUCAUCUACAGCACAGACUAUGAAGAGUUUGCUGUGGAUUCAUACAGCUGGCCCGAGAACGCCAUGAUCGUCCAAACAUGUAAACUGUGAGCUCCCAAAAUGAGAUUUAUAUGGCAAUUCUCUUUUAAAUGUAAUUUCUUAACAUGAUUACAACACUACUGUAAACCUCUCCUCAAUAAAAUGUCUUAGUAGA
Molecule: messenger RNA, 1892 nt
Organism: Puntigrus tetrazona (Sumatra barb)
Lineage: Eukaryota; Metazoa; Chordata; Actinopteri; Cypriniformes; Cyprinidae
Gene: me1
Product: malic enzyme 1, NADP(+)-dependent, cytosolic
Exons: 14
Coding region: 23-1789 (588 amino acids)
Biological process (GO): pyruvate metabolic process; malate metabolic process
Cellular component (GO): mitochondrion
Molecular function (GO): malate dehydrogenase (decarboxylating) (NAD+) activity; NAD binding; malate dehydrogenase (decarboxylating) (NADP+) activity
Source: RefSeq, a predicted model, not a curated record